AUGGCCAUCAUUUGCGAAAAGCUAAGGCAUCCCUUGUCGAGUGGCUCUCUAUGGUUGGCUUCAUCCAACGAUGUGAGAGUCACUCCACAUGUGCAAUUAAAUUACUUCUCUCACCCUAAAGACCUCUCCCAGUGUGUCAGCGCAGUGAAGAAGAUCGGUGAGGUGUUAAGCAGCAAAUCUAUGGAACGAUUUAAGAUGGUUGAUUCUAAUGAAGAGAGAAAUUUUAUGUAUUUUGGGCCUUCUUUGCCGACGAAUCAGUCAAACGAGUCGGCAAUGGAAGAAUUUUGUCGAAGCAGUGUGACAACCAUAUGGCAUUACCAUGGUGGAUGCACGGUUGGGAAAGUUGUCGAUGGUGAUUUUCGAGUUAUGGGGGUUAAUUCGCUUCGCGUAGUGGAUGGUUCUACUUUUCGUGUCUGUCCCAGGACCAAUCCUCAAGCCACUACCAUGAUGUUAGGCCGGUAUGUUGGGCUUAAGAUGUUGCAGGAAAGGGAAGUCAAAGCAAAGGCAGAAUAA
Molecule: messenger RNA, 513 nt
Organism: Cannabis sativa
Lineage: Eukaryota; Viridiplantae; Streptophyta; Magnoliopsida; Rosales; Cannabaceae
Product: (R)-mandelonitrile lyase-like
Exons: 2
Coding region: 1-513 (170 amino acids)
Molecular function (GO): oxidoreductase activity, acting on CH-OH group of donors
Source: RefSeq, a predicted model, not a curated record